ACGGAAGAAAAGUCUUCAAGUUUUGUCUUUAAGUGCUAAAACCAUUAAUUUAAGCCCUUGACAAACUUACACCAUACAUCAAUACUAGUUUGAUCAAUCUGUACGUGGCCAAGUACUUACUUCUUCCUCUAGGUUCUCUCCUCUGUGUGUAAAUGGCUUUUCAUCUUCUAUACCUUCUUUGCUUCAUCGUUCUCGCGCUUCUUUGCUUCAUACUGCCAAAUAUCUCUUUGUCAAUUGCCGAAGAGGUAGAAGGCGGUCCGUGUGGGUUCAACAGCUUGUAUGUGCCAGGACAACCUUGUCAAUGUCCACGUGGUUACAGUUUUAUUGAUCCAAAUGAGGAGCCCAAAAGAUGCAAACAGGACUUUGUUCCACAAAGCUGCAACGCACCGGCUGAUGAUUUUUAUUUGCACGAGAUGGAAAGCACUAAUAUGCCUUUUUUGGAUUAUGAGCAUUUUCAAGGGGUGACUGAGGAUUGGUGCAGACAGAAAUGCCUAGAGGAUUGCUUUUGUGCUGUUGCCAUUUUCAAUACCGCCUUAAACUGUUAUAAGAAGGGACUCCCUUUUAAUAGUGGGACGAUUGAUCCUAGUAUUUAUAAUGGGACGAAAGCUCUUUUCAAAAUAGGGAAAGACAAUUCUACUUCAGAAAAGAAAGAUAAUUCAACUUUGAUCAUUCACCAAAAAAAAAAUUAUUCAACUUUGAUCAUUGUUGGAUCAGUGCUCCUUAGUAGCUUGGGGAUUCUGAACUUCCUCUUACCUCUGAUCACAUAUGUGGUUGUUUCUCGAAUGUAUUCUAGAAAAGCUGUGGCGGUUCCUCCUAAUUACCAAGGCAUGAACUUGAAGUAUUUCACUUAUGAGGAGCUAAAAGAAGCUACGCAUGAGUUCAAGGAAGAACUAGGCCGCGGUGCUUCUGCCACAGUUUCCAAAGGAGUUUUAGCAUGUGACAAGGGAAAAUGUGUUGCGGUCAAAAUUUUAGACGCGAAGCAGGUUAGAGAAAGUGAUUUGGAAUUCAAUGCUGAAGUGAGGGCAAUUGGGAGAACAAAUCACAGGAAUUUAGUCCAACUACUUGGAUUUUGCAACGAGGGGCAGCACCGAAUUCUUGUGUAUGAGUUUAUGAGCAACGGUACUCUAGCAAGCUUCCUUUUCGGAGAGACAAGGCCGAAUUGGUACCAAAGAAGGCAAAUUGCAUUGGGGACUGCCAGAGGGCUCUUGUAUUUGCAUGAGGAGUGCAGCAGCCUAAUUGUACAUUGCGACAUUAAGCCUCAAAACAUUCUUCUGGACGACUCAUUCACAGCAAGGAUCUCUGAUUUUGGAUUAGCCAAGCUUUUGAGACUGGACCAGACUCGAACUAUUACAGGAAUUAGGGGAACAAAAGGGUAUGUGGCACCCGAAUGGUUCAAGAACUUACCUAUCACAGCAAAGGUGGAUGUCUACAGCUUUGGUAUUUUGUUGUUAGAGAUCAUUUGCUGCAGGAAGAAAUUCGACGAAGAAGCAGAAGAUGAAGAUCAAAUAAUACUUGCUGACUGGGCAUAUGACUGCUAUAAGCAUACGAAACUACAUCUUUUGUUGGAGAAAAAUGAUGAGGCAAUUGAAGACAUCAAGAUGAUGGAGAAGUACGUGAUGAUCGCAAUGUGGUGCAUUCAGGAAGAUCCAUCACUCAGACCUACCAUGAACGAAACCAUUCAUAUGCUUGAAGGAACUGUUGAAGUCUCAAAACCACCAGAUCCAUCUUCUUAAUUACAUAAGUUCCAUACUUUUAGACCCUGCACAUUAGUUUGUGAUCGAUUCAAAUUAUUACAAUAAUGUUUGGCAAUGCAUGUAUAAUAGUUUUGGGAUUACUGUUUAAGAUUUCUCAAUGUAAAGAUUGAGAAAUGCAUGACAAUCUAUUAGUACAAUUGAAAGAAUACAUUCUUCUGCUUUUCUUCA
Messenger RNA from Rosa rugosa (rugosa rose), 1922 nucleotides. Its product is annotated as G-type lectin S-receptor-like serine/threonine-protein kinase LECRK2. Gene Ontology annotation, molecular function: ATP binding; protein kinase activity. Lineage: Eukaryota; Viridiplantae; Streptophyta; Magnoliopsida; Rosales; Rosaceae. The transcript has a single exon. The coding region runs from base 153 to 1733 and encodes 526 amino acids. Gene Ontology annotation, biological process: protein phosphorylation. The record is from RefSeq and is a predicted model, not a curated record.